Messenger RNA from Lentinula edodes (shiitake mushroom), 1029 nucleotides. RefSeq names its product GPI biosynthesis protein family Pig-F-domain-containing protein. The transcript is spliced from 5 exons. Bases 94 to 1008 code for a protein of 304 amino acids. The record is from RefSeq and is a predicted model, not a curated record. Gene Ontology annotation, biological process: GPI anchor biosynthetic process. Gene Ontology annotation, cellular component: endoplasmic reticulum membrane. Lineage: Eukaryota; Fungi; Basidiomycota; Agaricomycetes; Agaricales; Omphalotaceae.
ACGUUUGAGGAAUGCUAUAUCAUCUUAUAUCAUGCGGCUCUACGUCCAUGAUGCCGGAACUGGCAUUCCGGUUGUCUGACAACGACUUCCGAGAUGGGCAAAAAAAAGCUCACACUAAAGUCCAGUUCCACAGCAGCUGUACAAUCCAAUGCUCUUGCAGAUGACACUGCCGACUCGUCCCAGGACUCCAGUUUCUUUCCAUUCGCCCGUUACACCAGCGUUGUCGGCGUAAAUUCCAGCUUGAUGGUCUUCGUCGGACUAUUUCUACCGCGCUCGACAACUCUUUUCGACGGAGCCAAAUCUAAUGCGUCCACUCAAGCGACUUCACGGGACAGGCCUCAACAUUCCUUUUUGGAACCUAUAACGGCGAAUCCUGUAUCAACGUUGGUUUACGUCUGUCUGGGAGUGAUAGUUCUGCAAGCUUGGUGGAGCGCGUGGUUGAGAGACUGGUGGAUUGAUUAUUCUCUCAAGGGCACUCGGGAUGAUAAGAAGAUGCAAAAGCAAAGUUUAGAUAGAAGAAAACUGUCGCAACUUGGCAAAGCGUGGAUAUUUGCCGCUGGAACCUCUGUCUUUUUCCAUGCUGUCACGGUGCUGCUAGGCGCACCAUUGUUCAGUUAUGUCCCGCAAACUUACCUAUCCGCCCUCCUCCUUGCGGUCUUGACUGUUGUUCCUCCUGCCUACACUUUUGGCAUUCCGUCUCUUUCAUCUGAUACCGAAAGCUUGUUGACCAGACUAAAUUGGAUCAGGAUGUUCGCUGAGUUCCGGAUAUACAACCCCAUCGAGCGGGCGGUGGUAUACCCUGCUGUGGGUGCAGUUCUGGGCAGCUGGUUAGGGGUUAUUCCAAUUGCUCUUGACUGGGACAGACCAUGGCAGGCAUGGCCUUUGACUCCUGCUUAUGGUGCCCUUGUGGGCUAUAUCACUGCAUCGUUAGCAGCCCUCACUGUCAGUGGUAUAAAAGCCCUCGCUGAAGAGCAUCUUCGUUCCUUGCGAGACAGUAAACAAAACUAAUGCUAUAUUGUGUAAUUACUC